AUGUACUCAAACAGCAACUACGAAAAACCCGACCCAUCCUCUGCAUAUCAGAAUCAAUAUGAAAGCUCAGAUGAAAGUAGACAAUAUUAUGGAAAUCCCCACCAUCCAACCAUGAUAGACCUUACUGGUCACGAAGAUCAACGACCAAGCAUACUGCAACCAUUUGGAAUAAACAGCAAAACUCUAUCGCAGUUUCUAAUGAACAUGUUCAUUUACGUUGCUGCUAUAUUAAUUAGUUUAAAAAUAUGGGACUCCAUUUCUUACAAUAAAUGUGAUUAUUACCAAGAUUUACUACUCAGAAUUGUAAAAUAUCAAUCACAGAUGUCGUCUGGCUCAACGAUUUAA
Molecule: messenger RNA, 345 nt
Organism: Plasmodium inui San Antonio 1
Lineage: Eukaryota; Apicomplexa; Aconoidasida; Haemosporida; Plasmodiidae
Exons: 1
Coding region: 1-345 (114 amino acids)
Source: RefSeq, a predicted model, not a curated record